AUGCCCAUUUCAAAGACGUCACCUCUUUUGCCCCCAAAUUUGCCUCCGACUUUGCUCGAUUUCCUCCCCACCAACCCCCGCAACGCGGGACUAUCUUCCUAUGAGCCUCAACCCACGGUUCACCAGUUCCUGACCACCGACAUGGCAAAUUUGCACUGCUUGGAUGAUGAGGAUUAUCCUCCAGAUCUGAGCGAGGAUCGUCUGUUCUCCCUGGUAUCACAGAUCAAGGACUGGCAAAUCAACCACGGCUCGCUACUGAAGCAACUCGAUUCGGAGACAGAGAAUAGCGUUCUCUCUUAUCCUGUUGGUGUUAGCUGUUUUCCUUCCCCCUUGCCUCGGGCACGGUUUGAGCAGGCAUUAGAACUGCAAGAAAUCUACAACAAGCUAUACUGUUCUAUUGCCGAAGAUGAAGAAUGGAUUUACGACACAAUCAAGGACAUUAUUACCGUUGAGCCUCUUGCCAACGCUCUCUGGGGAAUUUACAAGGCCGCGCAGGAUGCAGGAUAUGUACAAGACAUCUCUGCCGGCAUCUUUCGCUCUGAUUAUAUGUUCCAUCUGACGGAGGCAGCUUCAGUUGAUCGAUGGGGGGACCUGUCGAAGACAACAUUGAAGCAAGUCGAGUUCAACUCAUAUUCAUGCUCUGGCUUUUCGCAUGCGAACAAAGCUGCCAAUAUGCACCGGCAUCUCGCAAGAAUCGGGGUGUAUGACAUGAAUGACAAGCCAUUUCCUGUCGACUCACUGCCAGGAAACCAUAAUAUCGAUUCGGUCUCCUCGAUUCUUGCGUUGGCACACAAGAAAUAUGGUCCGCCAAGGAGCAAGCUGGCGAGUAAGACAGCGGUCUUAUUCAUUGUUCAGCCUUACAAUUUCAACAUCGCAGAUGAGCGACCGAUUGAGUACGCCCUCUGGAAUCGAGAUGAUAUUGUUCCAAAUUACCGGCUUGAUUUCCCAGACAUACUCGAGUAUACUCAGCUCACAGAAGAACGGGCAUUACUCUUCCACCCACCGUGGCUCGCAUCGGAGAAACCAGUGGAGAUAUCAGUGGUUUAUCAAAGAGCUGGCUAUGAAGCGCAUGAGUACAACAAAACCGGCUGGGAUGCCCGCUUACAGUUAGAGAAAUCCACUGCAAUUAAAUGUCCCUCGGUGCUGGGACAUUUGACUACCUUCAAGAAAGUCCAACAGGCUUUGACGGAGUCAGGGGCAUUGGAGCGAUUUCUAUCUCCCUCCGAAGUCGCCAGAAUUCGAGAGACGUUUGUUCCGGUCCAUCCUUUGAAUGAAUCCACAGAAGGUCUGGAAGCUCGGCGGAUAGCCUGCGAUCCUAAACGGUCGACCAAUUAUAUUCUCAAACCAUCCCUCGAGGGGGGUGGCAACAAUGUAUACGGGAAUGCGAUUCCGGCAUUUUUAAAGUCAACUCCGAUCGCACAUUGGUCAAGGUAUAUUCUUAUGGAGAAGAUCCACCCCCCGGACGCGGACAAUCUCCUGGUGGGAUCCGCAUGUCUCGACGGUGGAAAGACAGUCUCCGAACUAGGCGUGUUGGGAUGCUGUUUGUGGCAGCGAACAACGGCCAAGAAGUCUGGCACUCGGUGUGACAUGCUCCAGAAUUCGGUUGGGGGCUGGACAUUCAAGACCAAAUUCGCCGAAAUCGACGAGAUGAGCGUAGUGAAAGGAUAUGGAUGUUUUGAUACGCCACGUCUAGUUGAUUUCUAA
This is a messenger RNA of Penicillium waksmanii, 1704 nucleotides long. RefSeq names its product glutathione synthetase. Gene Ontology annotation, molecular function: ATP binding; glutathione binding; glutathione synthase activity. Gene Ontology annotation, cellular component: cytosol. NCBI's taxonomy places the organism in Eukaryota, Fungi, Ascomycota, Eurotiomycetes, Eurotiales, Aspergillaceae. Bases 1 to 1704 code for a protein of 567 amino acids. Gene Ontology annotation, biological process: glutathione biosynthetic process. The transcript has 4 exons. The record is from RefSeq and is a predicted model, not a curated record.